This is a messenger RNA of Cynara cardunculus var. scolymus (artichoke), 1042 nucleotides long. Its product is annotated as abscisic acid receptor PYL4-like. NCBI's taxonomy places the organism in Eukaryota, Viridiplantae, Streptophyta, Magnoliopsida, Asterales, Asteraceae. The transcript has a single exon. Gene Ontology annotation, cellular component: nucleus; cytoplasm. The record is from RefSeq and is a predicted model, not a curated record. Gene Ontology annotation, biological process: abscisic acid-activated signaling pathway. Gene Ontology annotation, molecular function: abscisic acid binding; protein phosphatase inhibitor activity; signaling receptor activity. The coding region runs from base 1 to 615 and encodes 204 amino acids.
AUGCUUUCAAAUCCACAAAAAUCACCAUCUUUCUUGCUGGAUAGAACCAACAUAACCACCGCCGGCGGAUGUGGCAGUCAUAUAUCACGAGCAUGCGCCACCACUACUCCGGUUCCUGACUCCAUCGCCCGGUACCACACCCACCCAGUUGGUCCAAACCAGUGCUGCUGCGCCGUCGUCCAACAGAUCAACGCGCCGAUCUCCACCGUCUGGGCGGUCGUCCGCCGCUUCGACAACCCACAAGCCUAUAAACAUUUCGUCAAGAGCUGCCACGUGGUCGUCGGAAACGGCGACGUCGGAACCCUCAGGGAAAUCCAUGUCAUCUCCGGCCUUCCUGCCGCCUCCUCCACCGAGCGCCUCGAGAUCCUCGACGAUGAGCGACAUGUCAUCAGCUUCAGCGUCGUCGGCGGUGAUCACCGGCUUGCCAACUACCGUUCCGUUACCACCCUCCACUGUACACCCGCCGGAAACGGUACGGUGGUCGUGGAGUCCUACGUGGUCGAUACACCGCCGGGGAAUACAAAGGAAGAAACUUGCGUUUUCGUUGAUACAAUCGUGAAAUGCAACCUCCAGUCGUUAGCUCAGAUCGCCGAGAACAAACUCCGGCUAAACUGAUCGGAAAAUCAAGAUUUCAAGUCUGGAAAACCCAUCUCAGAAACAAGUACAAAAAGCCAUUUCCAACCAAAAAGAUUCAAUACCCACGAAGAACCAAUCGAUCAAAACCUUCUUAUCAUAUUUUGAUGGUGUAGUUUUCAUCAUCAAAGUUUUUGUGAACCCACGGCACUUUUUUUUUGAAGGUUUUAUUGGUCGAUUUAGCAAGAAGAACAUCAUCUCUCUAAGAACAUAUCUUCCGAUCUGGUUCUUGUUCUCAUAUUUUUCAUUGAUUUUUCUCUUCUUUUUAUUUUAUUUUAAAUAAUGGGAUGAUAAAUGAUUUUUGUAAAGUGAUUUUCACGAUAAUUUUGUUUACACAGAAUAUUGGGUUUGUGGUAAAAUCCAAUACUAGAAUUAUAUGCAUUUAAUAUAUGGCCAAUGCUGUUUGUUG